Messenger RNA from Penicillium antarcticum, 1143 nucleotides. RefSeq lists its product as uncharacterized. The transcript is spliced from 6 exons. Lineage: Eukaryota; Fungi; Ascomycota; Eurotiomycetes; Eurotiales; Aspergillaceae. Bases 1 to 1143 code for a protein of 380 amino acids. The record is from RefSeq and is a predicted model, not a curated record.
AUGGGUGAUUUCAACACUGAAGCAUUUACUUUACUGGGCGUGGCUAUAGUCAUCAUCGGUCUGCGAACCACCGCAAGAUGGAUUAUGGUUGGUCCCAAAAACUUUCAGGCAGAUGACUAUCUGAUGUUACUUGCAUGUGUGGUAUACGGGCUUGAAACCGGUGCCGCAUACAUGGUGGGUGCGUGGUUCAUGGGACUCGCCAACAACUCAAUGACCGAUGAAAAUCGAGCAACUUUAUCACCAAGUUCUGAAGAGUAUCGUCUGCGUGUGGGUGGGUCAAAGGUUCAGGUCGCUGGCUGGUCCUUGUACACUCUUUUGCUUUGGCUGCUCAAGACAUGCAUGGCCAUUUUCUAUUCUCGAUUGACCGCAGGUCUGAUAAACAUGCGAGUUCGAAUUCACAUCGCAUAUGGUUUGAUUGCCGGGACUUAUAUUGCGACAAUCUGUUCGAUCCUCUUUGGAUGCCGUCCGUUGAACAAGAAUUGGCAAAUCAAUCCUGACCCUGGGAACUACUGUCAGCCGGCCGUGUCCAAGAUCGACAUCUACGUGACUGUGGUACUCAAUGUUGCGACCGACAUCUAUCUCAUCAGCAUACCGGCUCCGAUGCUUUUCAAAGCUAGAUUGAGAUGGCGGGAAAAGCUGGAACUUCUCAUUCUUUUCAGUGGCGGACUAUUUGUCAUGAUGGCGGGGAUUCUUCGCUGUGUCUUGAUCUUGACAGCUGGUGCCAAUGGUGCACAACAAGCUGGCAGCUGGGCCUGUCGUGAGACCUUUGUCGCUGUCGUCAUUGGCAAUGUCCCCAUGAUCUACCCUCUGUUCCGGCGCGUGGCCCGACGAGCUGGCUUGUAUAUCACCUCAAGGAAUGGAUCACAGAGUUACCCUGCCUAUGCUCUCUCGGAUGGCGACACUGGCGGCGGCGCUUAUGCUAAGCGCAAGAAGUUCCGCCAUCCCCUGUCUAUUCCAGCCGACACCCAAUGGAACACAAUAAGCGACGAGCAAAUGAUCUUGCCCACCUCUCGGCAGCAACCACCUACUUGCACUGCUGGUGAGGGUGAUUGGGAGACCCAUAGUCAGGGUAGCCAAGGUGGAGGUAUCACCGUGAUCCAUGAAACGAUUGUUCAUAGCAGAGAAAAGUCACCUGGGUUAUAG